GGUGAUGUGAACUGGUAGCUGGAUUGAGGGGCUCAGGGGAAAGAAGUGGCGCUCUGCGAUAAGGAAACUUUGUGUUGGUAGUUCAGUAAUGUGCGCUUGUUUACUUUUAUUUCGGUUUAUUUAAUGAAUCUGGGUUUUAAUUUUAACUGACGCAUUGACUAGCGACUGCUCGUAUAGUAGUCUCAUGAAUAGGAUGUUAUCUAGCCCGACUGGGUCGGCACUGAGCGGAAACGGAUCGGCGAGUUCGACCGGCGCGGCUCACGGCUCUGUGGUGCUCAGCGGCGGGCUGCGUGCGUCUCAUUUCCCUUGCGCACCGGCACGCUUAGGAGAAAGCGCGGGCAUGCUUACAGGCAGCGGGCCUGGUGUCGCUUCCAGACAGGGAGUCAGACCUGGGAACGGUAGCGGGCUGAGCGCCCUGCAGGCCGCCGCACAGCCCGGCAUGGUGGCAGCAGGACUCGGGGCAAUGACCGGCAGGUAUGACCGGGACAAAGAGAGCGGCGCGCCGCAAGUUUGCAGUGCCUCCGAUGCCGACUCCGAAUCAGGGGACGACGACGAACCCACCGGUUCUGCGGCAAACAGCAGGCGCGGAGUGAAGCGAGAAAGAGCCGAGAUUGAGGGCGCAGGAAUCGGUCAUGAGGCUGGCGGGCCUCCUGGGGGAUUCGGGGUGCUGAGCGGCGGGGUGGCCGGGGCAAAACCGGGUAAGAAAACCCGAGGGCGAGUGAAGAUAAAGAUGGAGUUCAUAGACAACAAGUUGCGGCGGUACACCACCUUCAGCAAGAGGAAGACUGGUAUCAUGAAGAAGGCAUAUGAACUCUCCACACUGACAGGCACCCAAGUGCUGCUCCUGGUGGCAAGCGAAACAGGCCAUGUGUACACAUUUGCCACACGCAAGCUCCAGCCCAUGAUCACCAGCGAGACGGGCAAGGCUCUGAUCCAGACGUGCCUGAACUCUCCAGACUCACCUCCCCGCUCCGACCCAUCCACGGACCAGCGGAUGAGCGCCACGGGUUUCGAGGAGACAGACCUCACCUACCAGGUGUCUGAAUCCGAAAGCCUAGGAGAAACCAAGGACACUUUGAAGCCAGCCUUUACUGUGGCCAGUCUGCCAGGCAAUACCAGUGCCCAGGCCACAGUGCCUACCACCUCCACCACUAUGCAGGUCAGCAGCGGGGCUUCCUUCCCCAUCACCAACUACCUGGCACCAGUCUCUGGCAGUAGCAGCAGUGCCAGCGGCAACACUAUAGCCAGCACCAACGGGACUGUUCUGAAGAGUGCAGCUGCCUCUGGAGGCGUUAUGCAGCUGCCCAGCGGCUUUACCUUCAUGUCAGCAGGCACUCAUUUUCCCCCUGGAACCUCUACCAUCCCCCUGGGUCAACUGCAACAGCACUCUCUGGCUUUACAGGGUCAGCAGGGCCAGACCCUCAGCAGUGCUACGGCUACACAGACAGCACAGUGUCAGCAGGCUGUGUUUCGCCUCCCCACUGCUGUCUCUCUCACAGGAGCAGGCAUGGCCCAGCAGCUUCAGGCCAUCCAGGUUCAUCAAAGCGCUCAUUCCAGUGCCAUCAGCACUGACGGCAGCAGUGCCGAGAUCUCUCAGUCCAACACUGCCUCCACAGCCACAGUCAGUCUCCCAGCUACUAUCGUCACGUCAUCAGUGCCAACCUCUGUAGCAGGUCACAUGAUGUACUCCAGCCCCCACGCGGUCAUGUACGCCCCCGGACCCACACUUGCCGAGGGUGGCCUAGCUGUGCUUAACGCCUUUUCCCAGGGUGCAUCGGCAAUGCAGGUGUCCCACGCACAGGCCCCAGAUACUGGUGCUGUUCCUCAGGUGUUCCUCACAGGGCCCCCUGGCACGGUCCAGAUUCCUGUUUCAGCUGUGCAACUACAUUCAAUGGUGAUUGGUCAGCAGUCCAACAGCAACAACAGUAAUCUGACGGAGCUUCAGGUGGUGAAUCUGGACACAACGCAGAUUGCUAAGAGUGACUGACGAGCGUCACUACUCAAGUAUCUCCAGAGACUUUCAUCACUUAUUUAUUGCCUUGUUUCAUUCGAAGCAUUGCGUGCAUUGAUGCCAUACGUGUGUAUGUGAUUGUACAGUUUGUACUGUAACAGCAUGUCCUGACCUCACAAAGGACAUUGAGGAAUUGGGAGAAACUCGGUCUUCUCAAUUCUGCUGUGUGUGUGAAAUUUCUAGGAUAUAGACUCCAAUUUCUGACAUGCGUUUUUGCAUGUCGCUUGUGUGCGUAUGUGUGUUUAAGUGUGUAAGGUGUGGAAAAGGGAAAAGGAAAAACAGUGUUAUCUGACAGUUUGCAGAUGCUGCAGCCUCACACCCUGGCCAAAGAUACAUUUAUUUUGUCAGUAUUUCUAUGUGGAUGUUUCUAUAUAGGAAAUGUUGCUGCGACGUGGGCCAUAACAGCAGUAACUAGUACGGUUACUAUCGGAGGCUUUAAGAAAAUUUGAUAUAACAGGAGUUGUGUAUAUAUUUUUUAUUUUAUUAUUUUAGCAGAUAGUGCAAUGGCAUGUGCUGUAGUUGUUUUUUAAGACGUUAUUUGUUUUG
Molecule: messenger RNA, 2557 nt
Organism: Trichomycterus rosablanca
Lineage: Eukaryota; Metazoa; Chordata; Actinopteri; Siluriformes; Trichomycteridae
Gene: srfb
Product: serum response factor b
Exons: 8
Coding region: 185-1987 (600 amino acids)
Biological process (GO): positive regulation of transcription by RNA polymerase II
Molecular function (GO): DNA-binding transcription factor activity, RNA polymerase II-specific; serum response element binding; protein dimerization activity
Source: RefSeq, a predicted model, not a curated record